Papilio machaon (common yellow swallowtail) is the source of this 1602-nucleotide messenger RNA. RefSeq names its product cysteine and histidine-rich protein 1. Gene Ontology annotation, molecular function: ubiquitin protein ligase activity; ubiquitin conjugating enzyme binding. The transcript has 7 exons. The record is from RefSeq and is a predicted model, not a curated record. Bases 185 to 1087 code for a protein of 300 amino acids. Gene Ontology annotation, cellular component: cytoplasm. Gene Ontology annotation, biological process: multicellular organism development; proteasome-mediated ubiquitin-dependent protein catabolic process. NCBI's taxonomy places the organism in Eukaryota, Metazoa, Arthropoda, Insecta, Lepidoptera, Papilionidae.
ACCUCGGCCACAAUCGCAAUCGCCUCCGUGAUAUGUACACUAACAUCUUAUCUUUGAAAAUGUUUGAACGAUUAGACAAUAAUCGAUUUACGUUCAUACGUUUGUAUCUAAAAUUGUUUAAUAAUUCAAAGUCGGUGUGCGGCUCUGUGUUAACGUUCUAAGUGUGGUGCGUGUUAUAUUCGGCAUGUCGUCGACUUCAACGUCGUCGCUCACCGGGAGGAAGCUGGUGCUUAGUACGCUUUUAGAAACGGAUCACUACGAGAGCCUUAUCAAAGACUUGACGUGUACAAAAUGUGCAAAGUACAUGAAACCUCCGAUUCACUUGUGCGUUGAUGGACACAGCUUGUGCGGCCCUUGCUUCGAGAAGAGUUUUCAGUGUCACUUGUGUAAGAAAGAGUUCUCUCUGGUUCGACCGAUGGUUUUGGAGUCUUUGGCGAAUAAAGUCCUGUUCCCGUGCACGAACGCAGGAUGUCCGAAACACGCGAACCUGGACAUGCUAGAGAAGCACAUUCCCCACUGUCAAUUUAGAAUCAUUAAUUGUUUUAUGGCACGGGUUUAUGGUGACUGUUCUUGGGAAGGACGUGCUGGUGAAUGGAUGGAUCAUUGUUUUGUUCAACAUAAACAGAAAGUGACAGAAUUACCAUUUAUAACUGUUAAGGACAAAUGGGAUGCAAAAAGAACAGAACCCGUUCUUAACUAUUUUCUAAUGAAAUGUUACGAAAGGGUGUUUAAUGUUUAUCAAAUCUAUGAUAAAAGAGGAGGUAGAAUGAUGUGGACUGUUCUGGUGAACGAUGAUAAUGCGGAUAAAUUUUAUUUCGAAGUUGAUAUAUUUUUACCAAAUAUACCGAGCAAAAGAAUUGUCUACAGGCGACCUUGUAAGUGUGAAAAGGAUGCGGAUUUCUUAGAACACACACAGAACGUGUACAUUCCCGUUGAAAAUGUUUUUUCAAUGUUAGAUGAGAGCGAAUCGAUGAAUUUUACUGUGCGAAUUGGUGAAGUUGAGAAUCUGCCAAUGCUUGAAACCCCUACUGGAAGUGAGAGUUUAAUUCUUCUACAUCACGAAGACGUUAAGGAACAAAAUCAUUAAACAAUCUUAGGAAAUACAAUUUAGUCACACCCAGUCACCGUGUUACUUUAAUAGUAUAGUAAUAAAAACACCAAUUGUAGUCUUAAAAUAUGUUCUUUGAACGUGGUAGUUAUAGUAAAAGUAAAGAGUUGAAACUUAUUAAUUGCCUAGUGCUAUUCACUAACUACGUAGAUCAAACAAUAUUGAAUGAAGGUAGUGAAAUAUCCAAUCGUUGAAAUGUUCUGAAAGAAACUACAAUAUUUUUUUUUAUAUCAAAACAUUGUAUCAAAAUCAAAAAAUAAAUAUUUUUAUGAAACCGUUGAACACGGUAAUUCCCCUUUUCCUUGCUUCGAAAAAUGUAGUUUAAUACCGUUCAUCGGAUCAAAGAAAGUUUGAGUUUCCCCUCCUAAUUCUUGUUAGAACAAGAUAAAGUUUUUAUGUCGUUGUUUGUUUAACAAGGCUUUUCUUUUUUAUUACCGUCGCGCGAGAAAAAUGUUGUUACAAAAAGUAUUCACAGGCGUAUUAUCUAGCAGUUA